Messenger RNA from Pseudozyma flocculosa PF-1, 1305 nucleotides. RefSeq lists its product as uncharacterized. Bases 1 to 1305 code for a protein of 434 amino acids. Gene Ontology annotation, cellular component: mitochondrion; nucleus. Gene Ontology annotation, molecular function: uracil DNA N-glycosylase activity. NCBI's taxonomy places the organism in Eukaryota, Fungi, Basidiomycota, Ustilaginomycetes, Ustilaginales, Ustilaginaceae. The record is from RefSeq and is a predicted model, not a curated record. The transcript is spliced from 2 exons. Gene Ontology annotation, biological process: base-excision repair, AP site formation via deaminated base removal; base-excision repair.
AUGUCCUCCUCGACCUCGCCCGAGCUCGCACCGUCGACCAAGCGCAGCGCCGACGACGCCACAAAAUCCUCAGACCAAGCUGCCUCGCCGUCGCCCUCGGCAAAGAAGCAGAGGCGAAGCGCUUCCCCCGCCCACAACGACGAAUUCGACGACCACGAUGAUGCCGGACUCGACGACGCACAGCUCCUCGCCGCCGUACAGGCUGCAGAGUCGGCCGCAGAGGCUGCCAGCAGCCAGCCCACCGCAUCGACAUCAAGCGCCCCUGCCAUUCCAUCCAGCCCGGCCACCCGCUCAUCGACGUCGGCCACCCGCUCGUCGACCACGUCGACGCCCAAGCAGACGCUCCUCUUUGGCGCCAAGCCGCCCUCGCAGCCCUCGCACCCGACCAUUGUCCCUCCCUCGGACCCCUCGGACCUCCUCUACGUCGAGCGCCAGACGAUGGGCCCGGAGUGGUUCCGCCAUCUCGAGGCAGAGCUGUCCAAGGACUACUUCACCAAGCUCAAGCAGUUCCUCCAGGCCGAGGAAAAGGCGGGGCGCAAGACGUUCCCGCCGCCGCACCUCGUCCACAGCUGGUCGCGCCUCACGCCCCUCGACAGCGUCAAGGUCGUCGUCGUCGGGCAGGACCCCUACCACGGGCCGGGCCAGGCGUGCGGCCUGAGCUUCUCGGUGCCCCGCGGCGUCGCCGCACCGCCCUCGCUGAAAAACAUCUACAAGGAGAUCCAGAACGAGUUCCCGGGCUUCAAGCCGCCCAACCACGGCUGCCUCGAGGAGUGGGCCAGGCAGGGCGUGCUCCUCCUCAACGCCUGCCUCACCGUAUCCGCGGGCAACGCUGGAUCCCACCACGGCCGCGGGUGGGAGAACCUCACAAAGGUCGUCCUCAAGACGAUUGCCGACAACGCCGCAAGGGGCGCCGGCAGGGCGGGCGCAGAUGCCGUCGCCAACAGCAAGAUUGCCACCAUGUUUGCAAAGGCGUCCAAGAAGCACAAUCAGCCCGCACCGGCGGAGAAAAACGAGGAUAAGCCGGCGGCUGAGGAGGAGGGCAAGGCCAAGGAGGGCAAGCAGAGCAACGGAGACCACGCGUGCAAGGGCGUCGUCUUCAUGGUAUGGGGCCAGCCGGCAGCAAAGACGCUCGCAGAGGCCGGCAUCACCGAUAAAUCGCCAAACGUCCUCAUCCUCCGCUCGCCCCACCCUUCGCCCCUCUCGGCCCACCGCGGCUUCCUCGGCAACGGCCACUUUGCAAAGGCCAACAAGUGGCUCGAGGCGCGCUACGGCGCCAGUGGCGGCAUCGAUUGGACCAGACUCUAG